CACUGCUUGUCGGAUAGGAUAUAUUUGGUAACAUAGGAUUCACUGGGGCGCGAACACUCAGAGGAACCAAGGGGAAUUAGCGACAAGAUCCACCCAAUCAGGGAAUAGAAACGUGUUCAUCUGCUAUCAUACGGAGGUGGAAGGGUGUUUUGUUUUCAGCUAGAGGAAUUUACAUGUUUUCAUCAAUACGGACCAGCCAUCCAGCGGUGUCAUUAGGUUAAAUCAGUGUUUGGCAAUAUUCUUGCGGAUAUUAUUACCAAUAUUCCCCAGACGAAGAUGUAAUGGAUUCUUUAAUUAAACAGUUGGAAACUACCCUUGCUGAUGGAAGAUAUUUGAUUUAUUAAGCCCCAGUGAGUUCGAUGGCUGAAGAUGCAAAUCGACCGCUCCUUGCUGGUGGUGCUGAUUGCCUGUCUCCUACUACUAGGUGGAGCCAGAAGUAAGGGUCGACAUAGACGGAAAAAGCUGGAGAAGCCUCACAGGAUUCCUGAUGAGCAGAAACUGCUGAGAAAACUUCUUGACAAAUACGACCCUUACGCUCGUCCUGUUUACAACGCUUCAAAAACAGUUGUGGUUAAAUUUGGUUUGACACUUAUUCAAAUCGCCGAUAUGGAUGAAGUCAACCAGGUGCUUACAAUCAACGUGUGGCUAGAACAGGAAUGGCAAGAUGAACGACUCGUAUGGGACCCCAAGGAUUUCAACGGGUUGGAGAUUCUAAGGAUACCUUGUGAAAAAAUAUGGCUUCCAGAUAUUGUACUAUAUAACAGUGCUGACGAUUUUACAACCGGUUAUAUGAAGAGUAAAGCUAUGGUUACGAAUCAAGGCAAUGUUUUCUGGCCACCGCCCGCCAAGUUCAGGAGUUCCUGUAAAAUAGACAUCACAUAUUUUCCAUUUGAUGAUCAGAUUUGUGAGCUAAAGUUCGGUUCCUGGACGUAUGACGGUUUUCAAGUGGACUUGACGAACCGAUCGGACGUGGUGGAUCUUCAAAACUACAUAUUCAGUGGCGAGUGGCAGUUGUUGGCUGUGAGAAUAAAAAGAACAGAAGUGUUUUAUGCAUGCUGCAAGGAGCCUUACCCUGACGUGCGGUUUACUGUCAUCAUAAGGAGAAAGACACUGUAUUAUCUGUUUAACAUUAUCUUCCCGUGUCUGUGGUUGACAAUUCUCAGUUUAUUGGGGUUUUGGCUCCCGCCAGACUCAGGAGAAAAAAUCACACUUGGGAUCACGGUACUGCUUGCGUUCUCGGUGUUUAUGUUGCUUAUAGCUGAAAAUAUGCCUGCGACUUCGGAGUUUGUACCAUUAAUAGGCAUCUACCUGACAGUAACCAUGGCGAUGACGUCACUGUCCAUCAUACUGACCGUGUUUGUUCUACAACUGCAUCACGUUGGCCCCCAUCAGAAGCCCGUUCCAAGAUGGCUGCGCUCUCUGGUAUUUGACAUCUUUGCCAGACUUGUGUGUAUGUGUCACUCGACCGAUUCAAUGAGAAACAGACGACAGGUGACAAAGACAGAUGAUGUGUGUUUGUCCACAUUCAUGGAGACCAUUGACGGUAGCAAUUGCAAUGGGUCUGUUCCAUAUAAUGGGAUGCCUCUCGCUCAUGAACGCAUGUUGGAUCGGGGGGACCACACGAACGACAGGAUAACCAGUCAUCUGAAAGGCUUGGUACGUCGUCAGGACAGCGAGGAACGUCAUCAGGACGUGGUGAAUGAGUGGCGGUUUGUUGCCCACGUCAUUGAUAGGCUUCUCUUCUGGAUUUUUCUUAUAGCUGCGGUUGUGUCCUCUCUUACGAUUUUGGUGAUCCAACCCUUCCUUAAGCCGGAGCACAGUCUGUAAUUCAUCUGUCGAGCGGAGAGAUAUGUACCGAUUAGAAGUGUUGGAUAUAAUCUCAUGUGGAAUAUCUUCAGCCAGCCUGGAACGUCCUGGUAACGUUCCUGCAUGUAUAUGACCUGUAUAGUUUGUGUUACAUAUUUUGUCGUAUCAGUGGGAGGCAAUUGAACGCUUUGGCCUUGAAAUUUGUGUUAAUAGAUAUUUCACAAAGAAAGUAAGCAGACCGUUAUGCACCAAUAUCGGAUGGAUCAAAGCUACCUGGUUUCAGAGCACCAUCAAUCCGGUAAUUAGAAUUUAAAUAGUAUGAUAUAUAGACCAGCAAUAACAUGACGACCAUGUACAUAACUAUGAUCUAUUAUUGAUUUUAUAACAAAAAUAAGAUAUAAAACAGAAACGUGCAUUUAAGUUCACACCUAAACAGUCUCAGUGAGAAGUGAUUUGUACUUGACCCGAGAACGGAUCGAGGGAGUUUUUUCAUUUACGAUUGGCUGUAAAAUCGUGGAAUUGUUAAGGGUGAGUUGUUACGAUAUCGUGGAAUGCAUCGUGAGGAAGGAAAUCAGCGUUACGAAUGAGAAUGAUGCGGUUACGUCUCCCUGUGAUUUUCUGUGUCCGCCAUGGAUGAUUUUAAAAGGAGCCAUGAUGUGCUUGAUGGGUAGAUUGAAGAGUUUGGGUAAAUGAAGACCUUCCCAGUGAAGUAAUCAUGCAAUGAUGGCCCUACUUCAGUGGGAAGCCGACAUUAUAAAGCUCCACGAGGAGGGGCGUCGUUACGUGUUAAACUGAUGUGUGUCUCGGCGAUGAUUCUUCCAUCUUACCUACCUACACAGUCUUGGAUGAUUUGGUCAACCCUUCCAACGAACUUACAUCAGUAUCUUUAUGUGUAUGGAUUUCAUAUAUUUUUACAUUCUCUCUGACUUUCUCUGAAGUGUACAAGGUGACAAGGAAGCAACUGAAAGCGUGUCGGGGAAGGGCUUGGAAAUGGCACCUGGCCACAUAAUACCAAGUAUCGAUUUUACCUUUCUUUCUUAUUUGUGACAAUGACAGGUGCGGUUCAUGGUGAUUUUUAUUAAUACAAAAACGUGAGCAGGAUUACCAUUCCUGAACACAAUGCAAACACAAGGUUAUCAUUAAGAUAACAAUGUAAUACACAACAUGACCGCCAGUAUAUGUAAGCAUUUUAACACCCAAUUUGCUUGUAUAGAGUUUGAAAUUGUUUCGUGUCACGAUUUAAAACCUGAAAUGACACGUCAGGAGGUAUUUAGUAUGUGCGACCAACCCUGUUCUUCUGGCUAUAGAUUACAAAUUCAUCUUGCCAGGAUAGAAGUAUUGUCAACUGCAUUCGUGGCUAUAGUUCCCAAACAUGCUUAACUGAUUAUGCAAACAAUCAACACGUUCCAACAGAGCUGAACAGACUGCUUGAAUUCUCAGAAAGAAGAAACAAUAGUUUAUAUUUUUCUUAUGCUGUUGGUAGUGACUAUGUAGGACGUAGGAAUAGCCGUAGUAUUAUAGUAAAGGAUUGUGAUGUGUUUGUUAGAUAGAAACAUAUACAAAUUUUCUUUUUCUCCUGUGCAUGAUUUGAUUGCACUUUAUAAAUACUGCACAUCGUUAUCUGCUCACGUCAACACCUAACUUGCUGUUGAAUGAGUGUAUAUUUAUUUUGUACCAUGUGGUUAUUUAUUGCAACAGAUAUCCAUUCAUUAUACGGAGAACUCUCACCAUAUGUGUGUCAUAUAUGCAUUAACUAACCAUCAGCGUAUAUUUUUCACGUAGAUAACCCAAAACACUUGAAUAUAUUUUAUAGCUGAAGGAAGGACAAUUUCAAAAGAUUUGUAGCUUGAGAGCAUCUCAGAACAUAUUAGAAAUUCUGGGAUUGAAUCAUCAAUGGCGGAUAUAUCUAUUGGUGCAUGGAUAUAUUUAAUGCGUAAAUGUUGUUCCGUAUUUAUAUGUCAGAGUUCGCCCUAAUGACUGUUUUCAUGUUAUGCAUAAAGAUCGUUAGAGCGAUUAAUACAUAUUGAGUUCUUCGUUGAAUGCAUAUUGAGUUCUCGUAAUGCCUUUAUGGUAGGUGUGUAUGCUAUGUGCUACCACAACUGAACCGAGCACACGACAUGAUGUUGUGGCUUAUGGUGUGUAUAUUCCCAAGUCAUCUGAUUCAAAGAAUAGUUGUAUUACUGGAGAGAUCAUCUCCCAGCAUUAAUAAGUAGAAAGGAAUCAAGGAGUAACAAGGAUUUAGACCACAGAAUAUUACAAUGUUACAAACCACAGAAACAUAUGUCAUAUAUGUAUAUGUGCUACUAUCCCAAUGUCAGCUUUUUAUCUAUACGUCUUCGAGAAGUGAAUUGUAACAAAUCAGAAUAUUAAUGUCUCCUUUCUUACACCAAGAACAAAUACUAUUUCUUGAUCUAAUUCGUACUCAAACGCUCCCACCUAUUUUGUUCUACAGUGGUACAAUACACCAUUGCCCAUCAUACAGCAACAUCCACCAGUCGGACCAGUACCUUCAUUCACAAGGGCCGUGGUCCAGUGAUCUAUGCAUUUAAUAUAACUACGUUCCUUAAAAAAUAUUCAUUUUUAAUAUUAAGAUAAAUGUAUACAUUGUAUUGUCUUGCACUCGUUACUUGUGCUGAUAUGUUUGAUGUCACUCUGUCUAUGUAAUCCUUAAACGUUCAAUUUUAGUGGUUUGUGUUGCAAUAAAUAACGCUACCGUCGGUAGACCAGAAAGAAAUUUAAUAGCAUGAAAUCAUUAACCAUUGUCCAGAAAACAGUUUCGGAAAUGAGCCUAACUCCUGUUCUAUUGGUUCAUUGCUGGGAACAUGCAGAGUUUGCUCAAAUGUACCUCAGUAACUCAAGGAGCGGCAAUCAGAUGUACUUUGAAUGGAAUUUUAGUUACGCGACUGAUAUACUUACUGGCAGUCCCAUCAUUUCGUGAACACGUUUUUGAAUCAAUGUAUUCGAUACUGUCCUGUGUUUUCUUUGAUCAAAAGAGGUCCAGAGUUCUUUCAUUCUUCUUUUGCAUGCACUAUUUGUUCCAUAAUAGUUUUAGUGAUGUAUCCGUAUCAAUCUUUUCCUUGGCUUAUGUGACUAAUACUAUUGCAUUAAAUGCAGAGAAUAGGGUAUAAACUACACUCUUUAAAGGAUAUGAAAAUAAGUGUUUAGUCAGUUAUUCAUCAUAUUAUGAGCCGAAAUGAAAGCAUUGAUUUCAUUCGCAGUUUUAGGUAUUUGGUUUCUGGCAGUUCGAUCAUAGAAGGCACUUGUCAUUAAAUGUCUGCAGCAUUGAAAUGAGCUGUCGACAAUGAUGUGUGAGUCGAAUUGCUGAAUUGAUGAUGUUUUUAUAUUAACAGAAUCCAACUGUGAUUCAAAUGUCACAGUCUGUUUGUCAAUAGUGUUCCUGUUGACCGAAACAGAAAGAUUGAACCAGAUAAGGAAAAGUUGAAAGUUGGUGGCAUUGUUUUUGCAAAAAUAUUGUUUCAAACUUUGGAACAGUGUUCCAACAAAGAAUUGGUGAAGCGGCUACUUCAGAUGAAUGAGGUCUGGCGCCCUGUCCUCCACGUGGCUGUCAUUACCAGGACGUGAAAGAGGAAUUCAGCGUAUAUAACUUAGUUGCAGGUUCAAUCAAUGCAUAUUGACGACCGCAUUAUUUUCCAAAUUUGACGUUGGUGUGAUAGAGCCAGACGAUUUACGUGAUUAUGAUGUAUAAAUUUUAUAAUACGUACGUAAUGUAAUUCAGCCAGCUGGGUAGGCCUCUUGCGGGCAGUGCAUAAGAAGAGGAGUAUGAUGCGGCAUUUGAUAGCUCUAAACGUAUCGAGGACGGCAACCCUUUUAUCCCGACUACCAAAAUGCCUCCAAUAAACGUGUUAGCAUUUCUUUCCUUCAUCUAUACACUAUGUGCUCGCUUUGGGCAUAUUUCUCAUAUUUCAUUUCUGAUUUAAGUCCUAAGUUGUAUGUGUCUCAAUUAAUGACCAUGGCGCCCUGACAAAACUGCUAACAUUAUUAUGAAUAUUAUUAUCAAAUAUAUCUCACAAUAGGUGUAUGUGUUUAAACGUCUCGAAAUCUGUCUCUGCUUUGGUGCAUGCAAUGACAUUGCUCAUGUUUUUAUUUUCACUGUGUGACAUGAAGUACGCACUAGAAUAGAACAACCCUAAGUUGGUAAAAAGUAGCACCCUAUCUUUCUUGUAGACCCGAGUUUCUUGAAUGGCGUUUGCCACAUAGUCUGUACAGAUGUAAUUUGAGAGAAAACCAACAAAAACAUACUGUAUGAUUUGUGUAAAUAAAUUACAGAUAUUUCGUAAA
Haliotis rufescens (red abalone) is the source of this 6105-nucleotide messenger RNA. Its product is annotated as neuronal acetylcholine receptor subunit alpha-10-like. The transcript has 7 exons. The record is from RefSeq and is a predicted model, not a curated record. Gene Ontology annotation, biological process: nervous system process; monoatomic ion transmembrane transport; chemical synaptic transmission. The coding region runs from base 370 to 1827 and encodes 485 amino acids. Lineage: Eukaryota; Metazoa; Mollusca; Gastropoda; Lepetellida; Haliotidae. Gene Ontology annotation, molecular function: transmembrane signaling receptor activity; acetylcholine-gated monoatomic cation-selective channel activity. Gene Ontology annotation, cellular component: postsynaptic membrane; neuron projection; synapse.